This is a messenger RNA of Nestor notabilis (Kea), 2985 nucleotides long. RefSeq names its product serine/threonine-protein phosphatase 4 regulatory subunit 1-like. Gene Ontology annotation, biological process: protein dephosphorylation. Bases 76 to 2862 code for a protein of 928 amino acids. NCBI's taxonomy places the organism in Eukaryota, Metazoa, Chordata, Aves, Psittaciformes, Psittacidae. Gene Ontology annotation, molecular function: protein phosphatase regulator activity. The record is from RefSeq and is a predicted model, not a curated record. The transcript has 19 exons.
CCUUUGUAUUUUGUGGAUUUGCAGGAUGACUUAGAUGAUUUUGGGUUCGAAGAUUAUGGACCAGACUGUGAUAGCAUGAGGAUAACUGCGUUUUUGGAUAUUCCUGGACAGGACAACUUAACUCCACUGGCUCGUCUAGAAAAAUAUGCCUUCAGUGAUAACAUAUUUAACAGGCAAAUUAUUGCCAGAGGUCUUUUGGAUGUCUUUCGAGAUUUCAGUAAUAAUGAAGAAGACUUCCUGACUGUAAUGGAAAUAGUGGUCAGGCUCUCUGAAGAUGCAGAACCAACUGUACGUACAGAGCUGAUGGAACAAAUACCUCCUAUUGCCAUUUUUCUGCAAGAAAAUCGACCAAAAUUCCCGACAGCAUUUUUUGAAUACCUUAUGCCCAUAGUAGUGAGAUACCUCACAGAUGUUAACAAUCAGGUUAGAAAGGCAGGUCAAGAAGCGCUGCUUAUACUGCUAGAACAAGAUCUUGUUGCUCAGAGUGACAUUGAAAAUAAGGUGUGUCCAAUUCUGUUGGACCUGUCUGCUCCUGACAGUGAUGAUGAGUACAAGGUGGAAGCUGUGAAUAUAAUCUGUAAAAUGGCUUCUAUGUUGAGCAGAACAACAGUUGAGCACAUGCUGCUCCCUCGUUUCUGUGAGCUGUGCAGUGAUGGGAAAUUGUUUCAAGUCCGAAAGAUUUGUGCAGCUAAUUUUGGUGACAUUUGUAAUGCAGUUGGGCAAGAAGCCACAGAAAGACUGCUGAUUCCCAAGUUCUUUGAACUCUGUUCUGAUAGUGUUUGGGGAAUGAGAAAAGCUUGUGCUGAAUGCUUUAUGGCAGUGUCCUACACUACAUCCCCAGAAGUUCGCAGAAGCAAACUAUCCCCACUGUUUAUAAGUCUUAUUAGUGACACUUGCAGAUGGGUUCGUCAGGCUGCUUUUCAGUCUCUUGGCCCAUUUAUUUCUACCUUUGCAAGCCCUUCAAGUGCUGGUCUUUACAUCCAAGAAGGUGGAACGCCGAGUAUCCAACAGUCAAUGCAAGAUGUGAAUUCCAAUUCUUGUCACCCAAGCAACAAUAAAACCUUAAUGUCCUCCAGUACAAAUGUUACACUGCCCAGUUCAGAACAGCCAAUGGAAAUCAAACCAGAAUCAUCGACUGAAGAGACUUCAGCUGAAGUUCAUGCAAAGCUCUCUAUUGAGAACCUAAAUAAAGAUACACAGAAGGAAUGUUCAUAUUGUUGUACCAGUCCUGGAGAAGAUGCAUCUCGAUUGUCUCAGGGUGACAGAGUUGCUGCUGGUGUCAUAGAAGUCACUAAGGACAGCAGUUUUCCUGGAAUGAACUCAAGGCUACAGUCUGCUGAGGAUGUAUUUAAUACUUUUCUAUACUGGCGCCCUCCUCUGCCUGAUAUAAGUCAGGAUCUGGAGUUGCUUCAGUUCAAGACUGAAAAGCAUAAAGACAGCUGUUCAGUGCCAUGUAAUAACUGUGUUGCUAGUAGUGAAAUAAAAAAAGUUCUAGAAAGCUUACAAGAGCACAUAGAUGAUCCAGAUGUUCAAGCUCAGGUCCAAGUGUUGUCUGCUGCUCUCAGAGCUGCUCAGUUUGAUUCUGUUGGUGACUAUGAGACCAAAAAAAUGAAAGAAAGCAGUGGCAAACUCCAGAACAAAACUAUUUCAGAUGAAACCACCGUUUCAGAUGCUACCUGCAGCCAGGUGGAGGAGGAUACUCUUUCAUCCCCUGCUUCCCAGGAUAACAUCAGUGAUGGGUCUACUGCCUGUGUACUGAAAAGCACAGACUCAGAGGAACAACACAGAGGAACCAGUGUAUUUUUAAAGAAGGAGCAAGAAAAUAAUUCGCCACUGGAUGAAGACAAGUCAAAAUUACAGGAUAUCAUACCUCAGCCUUUAUUAGACCAGUACUUGUCAAUGACUGACCCAGCUCGAGCCCAGACUGUUGAUACUGAAAUAGCCAAACACUGUGCAUAUAGUCUUCCUGGGGUGGCCUUGACACUGGGCAGGCAGAACUGGCACUGCCUGAAAGAUACGUAUGAGACACUGGCCUCGGAUGUACAGUGGAAGGUACGUCGGACGCUAGCUUUCUCCAUCCAUGAACUAGCAGUUAUCCUGGGGGAUCAGCUAACAGCUGCUGACCUGGUGCCAAUUUUCAAUGGUUUCUUGAAAGAUCUGGAUGAAGUGCGUAUUGGUGUCCUUAAACAUCUGUAUGACUUCCUGAAGUUACUUCAUGCAGACAAAAGGAGAGAGUAUCUUUAUCAACUUCAAGAAUUUGUGGUGACUGAUAACAGCAGGAACUGGAGGUUUCGUUACGAGCUGGCAGAGCAGCUGAUCCUGAUACUGGAGCUCUAUAACGCCAGUGAUGUCUAUGACUACUUAAGGCAUAUUGCAUUAACUCUCUGCUCUGAUAAAGUUUCAGAAGUCCGGUGGAUCUCCUUCAAACUGGUUGUAGCAAUACUACAGAAGUUCUAUGCAAACAAAGCAAAUGCACUGGGAUUAAAUUUCAUUAAUGAACUUGUGGUGCGGUUUCGCCACUGCUCCAAGUGGGUUGGAAGACAAGCUUUUGCCUUCAUUUGUCAGGCUGUAGUAGAAGAAGAAUGUAUGCCUGUCGACCAGUUUGUUGAACACUUACUCCCUAGUCUGUUAAGUCUUGCUUCAGAUCCUGUGCCAAACGUAAGGGUUCUGCUGGCCAAGGCUCUAAGGCAGACGUUAUUGGAGAAAGCUUAUUUUAAAAGUGUUGGCAAUCCUCAUCUGGAAGCAGCAGAAGAGACCAUUUUAGCCCUGCAGUCUGACAGAGAUCAAGAUGUGUCCUUCUUUGCCACCAUAAAACUAAAACAGGGUAGCAUGGACAAUACUACCAUUGACAAACAAAACUAAUGUGGUGUUCUGCAGUAAAUGCUGGACAUAACAAUGGUUAUUUACCUUAUGUUCACAGUUAGUAUGAAUAAUGUGGACAAAUAAGAAGGUGGUUGUUACCUACUUGAGCUGGAAAGGUUGUAU